GUCCGCCAUUUGCCAGCGGCGCGGCGCCCAGCCGGAGGGGUACGGCCGUGCGAGCGCGGGCCGCGGAGCGGGUCGCAGCCGCCGCCGCGCCGCGGACAGCAGCCGACCUGGCCAGGGAGCCCGUCCCGCCGCGGCAGCCGGCAGCGCAGCGCUCCGCGGGCGGCAGGCGCGGCCCCGGGGCCCCCGCACGGUGCCCGGCAGCGGGCCUCCCGGGGCUCGAGCCCGGCGGCGUCCGCCGCGAUGGCCCUCAAGAUGGUCAAGGGCAGCAUCGACCGCAUGUUCGACAAGAACCUGCAGGACCUCGUGCGCGGCAUCCGCAACCACAAGGAGGACGAGGCAAAGUAUAUCUCUCAGUGCAUCGAUGAAAUCAAGCAGGAGCUGAAGCAGGACAACAUCGCAGUGAAAGCAAACGCAGUCUGCAAGCUGACCUACUUACAGAUGUUGGGAUAUGAUAUCAGCUGGGCUGCCUUCAACAUCAUAGAAGUGAUGAGCGCCUCCAAGUUCACGUUCAAGCGGAUCGGCUACCUUGCUGCUUCCCAGUGCUUCCACGAGGGGACCGACGUCAUCAUGCUGACGACCAAUCAGAUCCGCAAGGACCUGAGCAGCCCCAGCCAGUACGACACUGGCGUUGCGCUGACCGGCCUGUCCUGUUUUGUUACCCCAGAUCUUGCCAGAGACUUGGCCAAUGACAUCAUGACACUGAUGUCGCACACCAAGCCGUACAUCCGGAAGAAGGCUGUGCUGAUCAUGUACAAGGUGUUCCUGAAGUACCCCGAGUCGCUGCGCCCCGCGUUCCCCCGCCUGAAGGAGAAGCUGGAGGACCCUGACCCUGGGGUGCAGUCAGCGGCCGUCAACGUCAUCUGCGAGCUGGCCCGGCGCAACCCCAAGAACUACCUGUCCCUUGCCCCUCUCUUCUUCAAGCUGAUGACCUCCUCUACCAACAACUGGGUCCUCAUCAAAAUUAUCAAACUGUUUGGUGCUCUGACCCCCUUGGAGCCAAGGUUGGGCAAGAAGCUGAUCGAGCCUCUCACCAACCUGAUCCAUAGCACGUCUGCUAUGUCCCUUCUCUACGAGUGCGUGAACACGGUCAUCGCAGUGCUCAUCUCGCUGUCCUCUGGCAUGCCCAACCACAGCGCCAGCAUCCAGCUUUGCGUUCAGAAGUUGAGGAUCCUGAUAGAAGACUCCGACCAGAACCUGAAGUACCUGGGGCUGCUGGCCAUGUCCAAGAUCCUGAGAACACACCCCAAGUCCGUGCAGGCCCACAAGGACCUCGUCCUGCAGUGUCUGGACGACAAGGACGAGUCCAUCCGUCUGCGGGCUCUCGACCUCCUCUAUGGAAUGGUGUCCAAGAAGAACCUGGUGGAGAUCGUCAAGAAGCUGAUGAGCCACGUGGACAAGGCUGAGGGCACGACGUACCGGGACGAGCUGCUGACGAAGAUCAUCGACAUCUGCAGCCAGUGCAACUACCAGCACAUCACCAACUUCCAGUGGUACAUCAGCGUCCUGGUGGAGCUGACCCGGCUGGAGGGCACCCGCCACGGCCACCUCAUCGCGGCACAGAUGCUGGACGUGGCUAUCCGCGUGAAGGCCAUCCGCAAGUUCGCGGUGUCGCAGAUGUCCGCGCUGCUCGACCGCGCACACCUGGUGGCCAGCAGCACCCAGCGCAACGGCAUCUGCGAGGUGCUGUACGCUGCCGCCUGGAUCUGCGGCGAGUUCUCCGAGCACCUGCAGGAGCCCCAGCAGACCCUCGAGGCCAUGCUGCGGCCCAAGGUCACCACCCUGCCCGGCCACAUCCAGGCUGUGUACGUGCAGAAUGUGGUGAAGCUGUACGCAGCCAUCCUGCAGCAGAAGGAGCAGGCCGCGGAGCCGGAGGCAGCCCAGGACGUCACCCAGCUCAUGGUGGAGCGGCUGCCACAGUUCGUGCAGAGCGCGGACCUGGAGGUCCAGGAGCGGGCUUCCUGCAUCUUGCAGCUGGUCAAGCACAUCCAGAAGCUUCAGGCCAAGGACGUGCCGGUGGCGGAAGAAGUGAGCGCUCUUUUUGCAGGGGAGCUGAAUCCGGUGGCCCCCAAGGCACAGAAGAAAGUUCCAGUUCCUGAAGGCCUGGACCUGGAUGCUUGGAUCAACGAGCCGCCCUCGGACAGCGAGUCCGAGGACGAGAAGCCCAAGGCCAUCUUCCACGAGGAGGAGCAGCGCCACGUCAAGCAGCGGCAGCCCGAGGCUGACGAGGAGGAGCUGGCCCGGCGUCGAGAAGCCCGGAAGCAGGAACAGGCCAACAACCCGUUCUACAUCAAGAGUUCCCCAUCCCCCCAGAAGCUGCUGCACACACGUCCUUUUCUGUCAUCUGUUAUGCGUGGUGACACCUCGGUGCUUCUCCAGCGGUACCAGGACCUGCCAGGCGUGGAGCACAUUCCAGUGGUGCAGAUAGACCUGUCGGUGCCCCUGAAGGUGCCAGGGAUGCCCGCGUCGGACCAGUACGUGAAGCUGGAGGAGGAGCGGAGGCAGCGCCAGAGGCUGGAGAAGGACAGGAAGAAGAAGAAGAAGAAGGACAAGGAGCGGAAGGGCCGGGCGCGGCGCCGCGGCUCGCUGCUCUCGGAGAGCGACGAGGACGUCGCCCCGGCACAGCAGGUGGACAUCGUCACCGAGGAGAUGCCUGAGAACGCUCUGCCUAGUGACGAGGACGACAAAGACCCCAACGACCCCUAUAGGGCCUUGGACAUCGACCUGGAUAGGCCCCUAGCUGACAGCGAGAAGCUGCCCGUCCAGAAACACAGAAACGCAGACACCUCUAAGUCUCCUGAGAAGGAACACGUCCCCGUCACGGAAAAGAAGCCCAAGAAGCCCAAGAAAAAGGAGAAGAAGCUCAGGGAGAAGGAGAAGCAGCCCAGGGAGAAGGAGCGGGAGAAGGAAGGGAAGGAGGAGAAGCCGGGCGAGGACUUGGACUUCUGGCUGUCCACCACGCCGCUGUCUGCUGUGCCCCCGGCCCCAGAAGAGCCCGGAGCAAAUGCCGUCAUCGCUGCCGCUCAGGAAGAGGGUGAGGAGGCCAGGAGAGAGGAGCCGGCGGACGAGGCGGAGGACGACGACGAGCGCGACCCCGAGAAGAAACCUUCUAAGCAUAAGAAGAAGAAGCACAAGAAGGAGAAGGAGGAGAGAUCAAAAGACAAGAAGAAACCCAAGAAGAAGAAACCUGCCAGCGACGGGGCGGCAGAGCCCGUGGAGAACGGCGCUCUCGACGAGGACCCUCUCCCGCCCAUGUCCAGCUACUGCCUCUUGGCUGAAAAUUCCUACAUUAAGAUGGUGAGCAGUACAUACGACAUCCAGGGAAGCCUGCAGAAGGACAGCCAGGUCACUGUGUCCGUCGUCCUGGAGAAUCAGAGCAACAGCUUCCUGAAGAACAUGGAGCUCAGCGUGCUGGACUCGCUCAACACCAAACUGGCCCGGCCCGAGGGCUCCUCCGUCCACGACGGGGUCCCCGUGCCUUUCCAGUUGCCCCCAGGCGUCUCCAACGAGGCCCAGUUUGUGUUCACCAUCCGGAGCAUCGUCACAGCCCAGAAGCUCAAGGGGACCUUGUCCUUCAUCGCCAAGAACGACGAGGGCUCGACCCACGAGAAGCUGGACUUCCAGCUGCAUUUCAGCUGCACCUCAUACUUGGUCACGACGCCCUGCUACAGUGAUGCCUUUGCCAAGUUGUUGGAGUCUGGGGACCUGAGCAUGAGCUCAAUCAAAGUCGAUGGCAUUAGUAUGUCCUUCCAGAAUCUUCUGGCAAAAAUCUGUUUUCAUCACCAUUUUUCUGUGGUGGAGAGAGUCGACUCCUGCGCCUCCAUGUACAGCCGCUCCAUCCAGGGCCACCACGUCUGCCUCCUGGUGAAGAAGGGGGAGAAGUCCGUGUCCGUCGACGGGAAGUGCAGCGACGCGGCGCUGCUGGGCAGCUUGCUGGAAGAGAUGAAGGCCACGCUGGCCCAGUGCUGAGCGGCCGCUGCCUCGCCCUCGCCGGGACGGGGUGCCUCUGUUGGCCGGGCGAGGUGAUGCGUCGCGUUGAUGUAUCCUGUCGGCGUUUUUACUUUGACUCUUUGCACUCUUUGGGGAGAAGUGCUGAGGCCGCCCUCCUCAGGCGGGGCCUGCGGUAGCGACGCCGCCUGGGUAGCAGAUGGAACCGCUGUCCGGGCGCGGGGUGCGCCGUGGACGGCGCCGCGUGGUUUAUCCUGCUCCCGAGAGGCCCUCCGAGGGCCACGAGUCCUCCAGGUGCCCUGCCCGCGGGCACCUGCUCACUGCAGAGACACUCCUCGCCCUCCCGGCCGUGGGUCAAGACGCCUGCUGGCCAGAGGGUCGUGCAGGCUGCUGUCUGUCAUGUUCUUUGCGCCCCACCACGUCUUCGUGUCUCGGACUGGGGGGCCGCCACCCGCGGUGGGGAUCCGGUCAGAAGCCCCGAUGGCACAGGACCCAGACCCUGCUGGUUCACGGUGUCCCCUGUAGUGAGCUGUGUGUCCGUCGGCAGUGUUUGGUGAGUGGUGGGUCAUUGGGGAUUCCAGGUCCUUCCCGUCACCGAACGCUCCACAGGGUGCCCGCCGCUGCCAGGAAGACAUACUCCUAGGGUGGCCCGGCCCCAGAACGUAGCCCACGGAGCGAGGCACGGAGACCCGUUCCACGCCUGUGAGGCACUGCCUCAGGGCAGCGGGGGUGGGGGACGGUCCUCGCUGACGUACCUUCCUCCUGAUGCCCACGGUCACUUUAGCAUGUAGAGUAACCUCUUCCGGAAUCCUGUGCCGUGGCGCUAGAACGUCAGCACUGUGUGGCGUGUCAUGUGAGGAUCGAUUCGCUGUCGACAUUCCCAGGUAGAGGAGAGAUGUGUCCCGCUGCUGUAAUGAUUGUGUGUCCAGAUGAUCCAAUAAACUUGUGAAACAGA
Messenger RNA from Mustela lutreola (European mink), 4900 nucleotides. It is a transcript of the gene AP3D1, whose product is annotated as adaptor related protein complex 3 subunit delta 1. Gene Ontology annotation, cellular component: terminal bouton; endosome membrane; presynaptic endosome. The record is from RefSeq and is a predicted model, not a curated record. The transcript is spliced from 32 exons. Lineage: Eukaryota; Metazoa; Chordata; Mammalia; Carnivora; Mustelidae. Gene Ontology annotation, biological process: anterograde synaptic vesicle transport; neurotransmitter receptor transport, postsynaptic endosome to lysosome; Golgi to vacuole transport. The coding region runs from base 241 to 3966 and encodes 1241 amino acids.